UUGAAGAACUCCAGCUCCACUUGGAAAUUGAAUUCGAGUUCUUGAGUCCUUCAAUGGCCAACGAGGGAAGCAAACGGUCUCAAACAUCUGUAAGUCUGUAUCCUCGGACUGUAAACGUGAAGAAAUUUGCGGAGUCUCGAGCACCCGAGCUCGAAGCCCUGCACUCGAUCGUUUCAAAUCGAUUAAACAACGAUUUCCGCUCUCGCCGGGACAAGAGAAGAAGAACAACUGGUUACGACAACCGGGUCACAAAGAAUAGAUCCAAAAACAAGCGAAAAAGGGUGCAAAUCGAUCACAACGAGGCUUCGACGUCUGAGAUUGAUCAGAAGAAGGUUCCACGUAGAGUUCGAAGGAGACAUGAACUUAGGAAGAAUCCUGAGUCCGGUUUUUGUACUACGGGAGAUGGGACGAAGAGGCUGAGGACUCAUCUGUGGCAUGCAAAGAGGUUUGCUAUGACGAAGCUAUGGGGAUUCUAUCUUCCUUUGGGAUUGCAAGGAAGGGGAAGGGGAUCAAGGGCUCUAUUGAAGUGGUUCAAACAUGGAGCACUCUUACAUGAUGCAAGCUACUUUUCUGCUGUCCAAUUGGAGGGUCCAGAGGAUUCAUUGUUAUCAAUUUUAAGAAUGGCCUUGGUGCCGGCUCCAUCUCUUCUUCUAGAAGAAGUGUCCCGUUCUGUGAUUUCUGGGGUUAGUUAUGGAAGGGCUAUGCUUCACCAUACUGAGGUACUAAAUUCUCAACCGAUUACCCCAGUGACCUACAUGUGGCGGCCAUUAAGUAGGCAAAAACUUGAUAUUGCAGAGGACCUUACCUCUGAUGGAGAUAGAAAGUCACAGAACGGUACUUGCAGGUCUUCAUUUCGCCAGCUAUGGGUAUGGAUACAUGCUGCAGCCUUUGCUGAAGGAUAUGAUGCUCUGAAAUUUGCAUGUCAAAAGUUGAUGGAUGAGACUGGCAAUUCUGUUAGUUGUUUUUCACGUGAGGGUCAAAUGGGGAAAUUAGAAGUUAUGGGAUCGAAGGCAAUGCAGGUUCUUCUAAAGACAUUACGUCCCACUUCUGGUAUAUCAGAGGUUCAUCUCUCAUUGAGGAAAUGCUUGGCUCUGGAGGCUGUGACAGAUUCUCAACUUCAGAAGAAUAUCAUCCUUGAGCAUGGGGAGCACCUUCCUUCUCGUGCAAUUUUAUCUUUGACUGUACAUGAUCCUCGUGAUCUGCCGAUGAAAAGGACUGAACUAGUUUCAGAAGCACCUGGUAGUUUCCAGGAUGAUGUAUUAAAGGAUGAAUCUAAACAUCUGGCAGCAUCGACCGGAUUUUCAAACAACAGCAAAGAGAUACUCUCAUCACUGUGGUUGGAACCUGAAGAAAAUGGUUGUUUCUUCUCUGACAGCAAGGAUUUGUGGGAAACUGGCAAUGGGAUGAAUCAUCCUCUCGAGGACAGUAUUCUUUGCAUGGAAAAACAUAACCAGCGUUUGGCUUUCUUUAACCUUGAUAAUUCACAGUCUGAGAUAGUAACUAAUGAAAAGAUGGGGCAGUCUUCUAGAUCUUGUCCUAUUUUGCUGUUAAAAGAUUCUUGUAUAGGGUGGUCUAUCAUUCUCCCAUUAAGUUGGGUCAAGACCUUCUGGGUGCCCCUUGUCUCCCAUGGGGCUCGUGUGGUUGGCCUGAGAGAAAAGCGUUGGAUUGCAUGUGAUGUUGGCUUGCCCUCCUUCCCUUAUGAUUUUCCUGACUGUAAGGCCUACACAGGCUUGAAGACUACUGAGGUAGCAACCGCUGACAAAAAAGCGGAACUUCGACCUGUUGCCAUGAGGCCUUUAAGAGUUCCUAUUCCCCCGCCUUGGUGUUGUGUCAAGUUGACAAUCAAGGUUAAAUCCACUACAAUCCAAGAUAUUCAAAACCUCAACAGUGAAAUGUUAUGUGGAGAGCAGGUGCCAAGCAACUCAUUGCCAGAGUCAGAUGAUAGGAAUUUUGAAUCCACAUUUGGUAGGGAGGAGCAGGGUUCAUCUUUUGAAGGCUUUGUUGCAAGGACAUCCUGUGACUUGAGUAGCUACUUGAAUGCAGUCCAUGGUGGUAAUCUGCCAUUAUACCCUGAUGCACUAAAGGAUGGAAAAGUUCUCUCUAAGGUGAUAAAAGAUGGAGGCAAAUUUAUGCUGGCCCCAACCAUCCUGUUACCUCUUGACCUGAAACUAUGUUUCCUCAGAGUUCAUCUCCAUGCUUACAAGGAAGGUGUUUUCGAAGAGGGUGCUGUUGUUUGUGCACCUCGUUUCACUGAUCUAGAAUUAUUGACAUCCAGAUCAGACAAGGAUGCAAGACUUCAAAUCUCCCAGUUGUCAUUGAGAUCUUACUUCAAGCAAGAACCUUGUGGCAUGUGGAAUCUUCAAAUACCAGAUGACCCUCUAGCCGGGGAAUCUUACAGGUGGCCUAUUGGAUUUGUCACAACUGGGUUUGUCUAUGGAAGUGGAAAGCCAGUAGCAGAGUCUCUAUGUGAGGCAACCCAGCUUGCUUUGUUGAGAGGGGAACAAUGGGAUAAGAUGCCAAAGAAGCAAAGGAGGCGGGAGAUAUAUGUAUUGGUUAGGAAUCUGAGAUCCACAUCCUAUAGACUUGCCCUAGCUACCAUUGUUCUGGAGCUACAGGAGGAGGAUGUUGAGUUCAUGUAGAUAUACCUUCCCCUGUUUCUUGUACUUGUACUAAUAUAUUGGAGGGGAGAUU
Molecule: messenger RNA, 2691 nt
Organism: Telopea speciosissima
Lineage: Eukaryota; Viridiplantae; Streptophyta; Magnoliopsida; Proteales; Proteaceae
Product: ribonucleases P/MRP protein subunit POP1
Exons: 10
Coding region: 54-2639 (861 amino acids)
Biological process (GO): tRNA 5'-leader removal
Cellular component (GO): nucleolar ribonuclease P complex; ribonuclease MRP complex
Source: RefSeq, a predicted model, not a curated record